AUGACAAGACUUUUCCACCCUCAGAUGGAUCUUGUAGGGGGUUACUAUGAUGCAGGUGACAAUGUCAAGUUCAACUUCCCCAUGGCCUUCACAACAACAAUGUUGUCUUGGAGCGUGCUAGAGUUCGGAAAUCUAAUGGGAUCAGACCUUCAACAUGCUUUGGAAGCUAUAAGAUGGGGGACUGAUUAUUUGCUGAAAGCCACAAACGUUCCUGAUUCUGUUGUUGGUGUAGUUGGCGAUCCCAAUGGUGAUCACAGUUGUUCUGAAAGGCCAGAGGACAUGGACACCCCUAGAACCUCUUAUGUAGUCACCAAAGAAAGGCCAGGUUCGGAAGUCUCGGCCGAAAUUGCAGCUGCACUUGCAGCUUCUUCCAUGGUGUUCAAAUAUUCAGACAUUAACUACUCAACUUUGCUUCUUAACCGAUCAAUGCAGGUCUUUGAAUUUGCAGAUAAAUAUAGAGGGUCUUACAAUGUCAGUAUUGGGGCAGGAGCAUGCCCCUUUUACUGUGAUUUCGGAGGCUACAUGGAUGAAUUGCUCUGGGGAGCUGCUUGGCUAUACAAGGCAACUGGAGCAGCUGAUUAUUGGAAAUAUGUGAGAGAAAACAUAGACAAAAUGGACUCCACUGUUAUAAGAAAUUUCAAUGGGGUUCCUGUUUCAUACAUGAAUGAUGCUGUCACUGAAUUUGGAUGGGAUUCAAAGCAUUCUGGGAUUAAUGUACUUGUUUCUAAGUGGGUAAUGACUGAUCCGGGAAGUUCUUCUCCUUUUAUUCCCAAUGCUGAUAAGUUUGUAUGUUCAAUUUUGCCGGAAUCACCCACCGGAAAAUCGGUCACAUAUUCACCAGGAGGACUGCUGUUCAAACCAGGAGGAAGUAACCUGCAACAUUCAACCGCCCUAUCAUUUCUUCUUAUGGUUUAUGCCGGAUACAUGAAGGCUGCAAACAAAGUCGUGAACUGCGGCAAUGAUGUUGUCAUCACUCCGGAUCGGCUAGUUAAUUUCACCAAAGGACAGGUUGAUUAUAUACUAGGAAGCAACCCAUUAGGCAUGUCAUACAUGGUCGGAUACGGGCCAAAGUUUCCUGAGAAAAUACAUCACCGGGGUUCUGUUCUACCGUGCCUUGAUCAACAUCCACAACGCAUCGGUUGCCGCGGAGGAGAUGUGUAUUGGCAAAGCCAAGGUCCUAAUCUGAACUUGCUAACUGGUGCAAUUGUGGGAGGUCCUGCUGAAGAUGAUACAUUCCAAGAUUCUCGAAAUAAUGUUCCACAAUCAGAGCCAACUACAUACAUCAAUGCUCCUUUUGUGGGUGUUUUGGCUUACUUUAAAUCUCUAUUUCCUUGA
Molecule: messenger RNA, 1335 nt
Organism: Fragaria vesca subsp. vesca
Lineage: Eukaryota; Viridiplantae; Streptophyta; Magnoliopsida; Rosales; Rosaceae
Product: endoglucanase 4-like
Exons: 6
Coding region: 1-1335 (444 amino acids)
Biological process (GO): carbohydrate metabolic process
Molecular function (GO): hydrolase activity, hydrolyzing O-glycosyl compounds
Source: RefSeq, a predicted model, not a curated record